Messenger RNA from Helobdella robusta, 426 nucleotides. RefSeq lists its product as hypothetical. Bases 1 to 426 code for a protein of 141 amino acids. The record is from RefSeq and is a predicted model, not a curated record. NCBI's taxonomy places the organism in Eukaryota, Metazoa, Annelida, Clitellata, Rhynchobdellida, Glossiphoniidae. The transcript has a single exon.
AUGUCGAUCAAAGGAUGUCAAUGUGCUAGAAAUAUGGAAGAUAAAGACGCAAUUCAGUGCUUUCAAUGUCAACUUGCUUUUCACCAAGACUGUGUCGGAAUAAGUAAAUCAGCUUUCAAGGUUAUCAGUUCCGUGUCCAAUAUUAAGUGGUAUUGUGAUGAAUGCAUGAAACUACUUCCUGAUGUAAAGUCAUUAAAUAAAGCUGUGCGUGAUAGCAAUGAUGCGCUCAACACUAAAAUUGACAAAAUUGAUGAAUCGAACAAUUUGUUGAGGAGCGAACUUGAAGCUAUCAAAAGUUUAAUUCAGAGAAAUGUUGAUGGGGCGGAAAGAUUCGAUGGCACAGUUUUGAGUACUGAGCUGUGUAACCUUAAUAACGAUUUGAACAAAAGUUUUGCUGAUGCUGUCCGAUGCGAAGUGACUAGUUAA